AUGUUUGCCAGGGGAGAUGAUGUUUCUAUCCAACAGAUGAUGGACAAAUUCAAUGAAUUCUCAAGAUCCACGGGUCUGACUGUUAACCCAACUAAGUGCAAAAUAUACUGUGGGGGAAUGAAGGAAGAGGAUAAACAGACUAUUGAGCAAAUCACUGGGUUCAGUAGAGGGCAGCUGCCAUUUAGAUACUUGGGGAUUCCCCUACAAAGCAGAAAACUUUCAAACAAUCACUGUAUGGUAAUAGCUGAGAGAAUUGGUGAUAGGAUGAAGCAUUGGAGUACAAAGCUUUUGAGUUUUGCUGGGAGAGUGCAAUUACUGAAAAGUGUUGUGUUUGGUUUUGCUAGUUAUUGGAUGAGCUGCUUGCCUAUACCAAAAAUGGUGACAAAGAAAUUGGAAGCCAUGUGUAGGUCAUUCCUGUGGACAGGAAAGGGAGAAAUCACGAGGAAAUCUCCAAUUGCCUGGGACAGAGUGUGUGGACCAAAAAGCAAUGGAGGGUUGGAUGUGAUUAACCUUGAAGCUUGGAACAAAACUUGUCUCACGAAGCUACUGUGGAAGCUGGCUAGCAAAGAGGACUCACUGUGGGUGCAGUGGAUUCACAAAUAUUAUAUAAAAAGUGAGGAUGUGAUGCAGGUGGACAUCAAAGAUAAUGGAUCCUGGAUACUAAGAAGCAUUUUCAAGAUGAGAACUGAGGUGGCUCAGCUUGAGCAGUGGAAGAAAUUGAAUGAGCAAGGAGGAUUCAAAAUGAAAAAACUGUAUUUAGAUUUUCUGGAAAAACAUCCUAAGGUUGAGUGGCGAGGUUUGAUGAUAAAAAACUAUGCAAGGCCUAGGGCUAUUUUCACUAUGUGGCUGGCAUGCCAUAAACGACUAGCAACCAAAACAAGACUUGAGAAGUUUGGUGUGCAAACUGACCUCAAAUGUGUGUUCUGUGACUGUCCUGAAACUAUACAACAUCUGUUAUUUGAAUGCAGGGAAACUAAGGAGAUUUGGGAGAAGGUGCUCAGCUGGCUCAACAUGAAGCACAAGGCACAGAGGUGGGAUCAGGAGCUUGUUUGGCUGACCAAAGUGUGCAAAAGCAGGAAUUGGAGAAGCAACAUCGUUAAAGUCGCCAUUGCGGAGACAGUGUGUGAAAUUUGGAAGAAACGGAAUGGUCAUGUGUUUCAACAACAGUAUAAGGAUAGUAAUACAGCUCAAAAGAUUAUUGAGCUAAUUGUUAAUAAAAUAUGGAUAUACCCCAAGUAUAUGAAAAGGAUAGCUCAAAUGAUAGUAGAGUAA
Messenger RNA from Vicia villosa (hairy vetch), 1272 nucleotides. RefSeq lists its product as uncharacterized. NCBI's taxonomy places the organism in Eukaryota, Viridiplantae, Streptophyta, Magnoliopsida, Fabales, Fabaceae. The transcript has a single exon. Bases 1 to 1272 code for a protein of 423 amino acids. The record is from RefSeq and is a predicted model, not a curated record.